AUGAAGUUCCUCCAAACAAUCAACGUGUUUGGCCUCAUUCUUCAGGCUGUUAUGGCACAGGUCCAGGCUCCUGCGCUACCGGGCAAGGGUGCCCCCAUCUCGGCCUCGGACCGCAUCUAUACAGGUGACCAGUCUUCCAACACAGUCACUGUCAUUGCACCAUUCACUGGUCAAGUCCUCGGCACCAUUGCGCUGGGUAAUCCGCGUCUGACGGACUUGAUGGGCCCACAAUAUCAAGAGGCAGUCAACUCGCACGGCCUUGGAUUCUCGCGCGACGGGCGGUUCAUCGUGUCGCUGAGCGUCACUACCAACCAGGUGACGGUCAUCCGCUGCGAGGAUAACGUGAUCCAGUCAACGACGUUUGUGGACCGCCAGUCACAUGAGGCCUUCUUCUCUGCAGACAACCGUACUAUAUGGGUGGGCACACGGGGUGUUGACCACAUCGACAUCGUUGACGGAAUCAAUGGCGGGAUCAUUGGCAAGGUGGACUCCUGGGGCGGACCGAGCAAGGUGCUCUUCAGCCCGGAUGGCAAAACUGCGUAUGCCAAUCACAUUCGGUCUGCAUCGGUGUCAGUCAUUGAUGUCGAGCGCCAGGUCGUCGUCCACAACAUCACUGGCCUGGCUGACACGUUCUCGUCUGACAUGAUGCUCUCUGCUGAUGGGUUGCGCCUAUGGGCGGCGCACAAGAAGGUCGGCAAGGUUAGCAUCAUCUCGACGGCACAGCGGAAGGUGAUCGGGGUUCUAGACUCUGGAAGUGAGACCAAUCAUCCCAACUUUGCCACGGUGGACGGCAUCGUCUACGGCUUCACCACAGUAGGGGCAUUGAACCUCACACGGGUCUACGCGCAGCCAAAUCCGCACAGAAUGCCUGUCCAUGUGCGCGACCUCCACUCCAGCGGCAUCGAGCCUCAUGGUAUUUGGCCCAGUCCGGACAACACACAUAUGUACGUUGUGAACGAGCACAGCGACACGGUUGACUUCUUCAGCUUGGACAGCUGGAGUAUCGUGAAGACCGUCAGAGUAGGCCAGGAGGGCCAAGCGCUCGUGUACGUUGCUGACGCGGUUACUUCCGGGGACGGCACCCAGAAUCUGGGUACCCAGGGUCUGCUAGCCAGGCUGCCGUAUAAUAAACUUGUCAACGUCCGGUCGAGCGACGGCGGCUAUACCGAUGCCACAGCGCUCAUCACCAUUCGGCAUGAGGAGGGGCUUGACAUGUUCCAGCUUAUCGGACGAGAUCUUAAUUUGAGCACGAUAUAUACCGCCUCAGCAUCCUGUCUGGGCUGUAACGGCGUUCAGCUUCCUCUGGUUAACUUCACAGCUACCCCGUCCAGCGGCAUGAAAAUGGGCUGUGGCACAGCACCCCAGGUUCUGGCAUUCUUGUCUUUCUUUGGAGUGUACGAUGAAGACACGCUGCAGGUUACGGAGGCGUAG
This is a messenger RNA of Penicillium lagena, 1431 nucleotides long. RefSeq lists its product as uncharacterized. The transcript has a single exon. Bases 1 to 1431 code for a protein of 476 amino acids. NCBI's taxonomy places the organism in Eukaryota, Fungi, Ascomycota, Eurotiomycetes, Eurotiales, Aspergillaceae. The record is from RefSeq and is a predicted model, not a curated record. Gene Ontology annotation, molecular function: protein binding.